Saccharomycodes ludwigii is the source of this 2397-nucleotide messenger RNA. It is a transcript of the gene CVM1, whose product is annotated as Cvm1p. The record is from RefSeq and is a predicted model, not a curated record. The transcript has a single exon. The coding region runs from base 1 to 2397 and encodes 798 amino acids. NCBI's taxonomy places the organism in Eukaryota, Fungi, Ascomycota, Saccharomycetes, Saccharomycodales, Saccharomycodaceae.
AUGUCAACUAAUAACAAUACUAGUACAGACCAUGUAGUUGAUCCAAAAGAACUACAGUGCCAGAAACAAUCACAACAAGUAGAAAAUCAAAUUACAACUACAACAAUGAACAACGACAAUACCCCUAUUAGGAUGUUGUCGUAUGUAUCAACUGCAAUUUCAAAUAGAAUGCCAUCCAUUUCAUACUUUAAUCACUCUUUAUCUUUACCUAGAUUUCCAGAGCUGAAGGAGAGUGAGCAGUUUCAUUUAAAUAAAAAAUAUGAUCUAUUAACUGAAAGUCAGAAAAUUUUGUUAGUAGAGGAGGCCAAAGAACUGUACCAGAAGAAUCAUUCAACGUGGUAUGUGUUUAAUGAACCUAUUGAAAGUGACGAUAAUAUUAAAAACAACAUGGAAAGAGAAGCAAAUAAGGAUAACACUAUCCAUACAAACACAAAUACUAAUUAUUUUGCAGUUUAUGGUACUAAAUCAUAUGACUGUCCCAUCCAAGUGCCUUUGGACAAAUCUAUUCAAGUCUUUAUAAAUGAAUUAAACAAACGGCCUACUUCUACAACUUCAUUAUACCUGAAUCAUACAGUUAUAUUACCUGGCGAAACGGUAAAAAGUUUUUAUCAUGAACAAUCUGUUUGGAGUAAAAUAGCAACGGGAUUUAGAAAGCAUUAUAAUUUUGAAAAUGAAAGGCAUUUAUAUUUAAAAAAAAAUGCUGCAAAUACAUGUAUUAGUAAUGAUAAUAGCAAUUUUGCUAACAGCGGUGAGAAAAAAAUUAAAAAGAGGAAGAAAUUAUUGGUAAUUUCAAUCGUUGGUAACUUGCCUGAAUCAUAUAUGUUGAAAACAGUUGCAUCUUUACCACAAAGUUACGAGCUAUCUGAUAAUUUCAAUAAGGCAUUAUUGGAGAACAAUUCAAACCUAUUAAUAAGUAAUAUAUCGAUAACUUCACCUUUGGAUAGUAUCGAUUCCAAUACUUGUUUCAAAGAGGUGAAACUAAUAAUGGAUAAACAUGCGAAUAAUUUUGCAGACAUAGAUGGGUUAUUUUUCAUCGGAUAUUAUCAUUCAGUUCCACUGUUAUUCCAAACGGCGUACUACAUUUUUAACAACUUUUAUAUUGGUCAGGCCAAACUCCCCCCCUCUUUGGGAAUUUGGGGGAUAGAGUCUUGUUUAAGCAAUCAGACUCUUUUUGAACACUCUUCAGAUAAUGAUACCAACAAAAAAUUGUGGCAAAAUUGCACUAAGCAACAGCAAGAGAAUAUUACUUCCAUACAUAAAUUUGCUAGUUCAAAAGAUUUUUUAAGUAUAGUCGAUUGGAUAUUGUACCAUACAAAUACUAAGAUCACUUUAAGUUGCAAAUUGUAUGAUAAUUUUAUGACUAUAGGUCAAAAAUUAGCAAUAAAUCUCAAGCAUCCAAAUAUUAUUAGAAAUGUUUGGGUUGAUUUACAGUAUUACAAUACCCCGUAUAGAUGGCCUAGGCAGUAUAAGGAUUUAUCGCUUAUUGAGGAUCCAAGUGGUGUCAAAGUGGAUGUCCCUUUACCAAUAAAAAGAGUAUUUGAAAUAUCGCUAAUAAAUGAUUUGAUACUUUCGUUAAAUUUGGGUUAUUAUAAUGAAGCAGCUCCCUUAUUACAUGUUAUAUCUCCCUUUUUCAUUUCUAGAUCAUUUAAUAAAAAUACUAUUCCCAAUGUAUUAAAAAAGCAACUUGAUAAAGAUUUUAAGGACUGGUUAAAUAAGGUAGACAAAGAGCACACCGAUUGGAAAGCGAUUCAAUCAUUGAACAAGUUUUUAUUUUCACACAAUGAUAAUAGGGAUGAUGAUGAUGAUGAUGAUGAUGGUGUUGUACAGACCUCAGCUAAUAAUCUCACAAAUUUAUACGAUUUGCUUCAAUUCUUAGAAUAUAUAAAAUAUCAUAGGCAAAUCGAACUGAAAUCAGAAAUCUAUCAUGAUGAAAAAAUGUAUACUAUGUUUUUAGAAAAUACUUUUUUCACGGGUAAUUUGAUAGAUAAGAAAAAACUGGAAAUUUUGAAUUAUCCACCAACACAAAAUAUUUUUGUUAAUACAUUGCAAUAUAAAGUGGUUUGGGAUUUACAUGAAUAUUUAUCUGAAUUUAUAAAAUUCAAAAGUUUACCUAUAGAAGAAGAAGAUUUGGUGAAUGGUCAAUAUUCUCUGUCUUCACAAUUUAUCUCAACUAAGCAUAAUACAGAUUGUGGUUACAAUAUAGUAUCAAAAUAUAGUUCACAAACAGGGUUUGAAAGGAAUACGAUUGAAGCUAAAUAUAGAGUUAAUAAACUAUGGCAAGAAUAUUGGGGAUGGGAUCCUCCAAUAAAAGGUUUGAAACUAUUGAAAUCUAUUUUUUCUAUAUUUGAAAUGUAUAAAUCAGGUGAGGAACUAAUCGAUGAUAUUACUUUUGAGUAA